Molecule: messenger RNA, 4002 nt
Organism: Penicillium samsonianum
Lineage: Eukaryota; Fungi; Ascomycota; Eurotiomycetes; Eurotiales; Aspergillaceae
Gene: mdr1
Product: ABC multidrug transporter Mdr1
Exons: 1
Coding region: 1-4002 (1333 amino acids)
Biological process (GO): transmembrane transport
Cellular component (GO): membrane
Molecular function (GO): ABC-type transporter activity; ATP hydrolysis activity; ATP binding
Source: RefSeq, a predicted model, not a curated record
AUGCAGCAGCCCGAGGAGGGCUUGACGGCCGUUGAGAAGGUGGUGGAGGACCCUCAGCUUAACGAGAAGCGCGUCAACAAGCGCGAUUCCGAUUCCGCUUCCACGUCAACAGCAAAGGAACACGAAACCAAGACUCCAGUCGCGACAGACGAUGAGGCGCUCUAUGCUCACUUGCCCGAGCAUGAAAGGGACAUCCUGAAACGACAACUGGAUGCGCCUCUCGUCAGUAUCUCCUACUUCGGUCUCUAUCGUUAUGCCUCCCGCAUGGACCUACUCAUCAUUGUCGUCAGCACACUCUGCGCCAUCGCCGCCGGUGCUGCCUUGCCCCUCUUCACCAUUCUCUUUGGCUCAUUGGCUACGGCUUUCCAAAAGAUUAUGCUCCGCACCAUCCCCUACGACGAAUUCUACCACCAGUUGACCACCAAUGUCUUGUACUUCAUCUACCUUGGCAUCGGAGAGUUCAUCACUGUCUACGUCAGCACCGUUGGUUUCAUCUACACAGGAGAACAUGUCACCCAGAAGAUUCGAGAACACUACCUCGAAGCCAUCCUGCGCCAGAACAUCGCCUACUUCGACAAGCUUGGUGCGGGUGAAGUGACUACCCGUAUCACAGCCGACACCAACCUGAUUCAGGAUGGUGUCUCCGAAAAGGUCGGCUUAACCCUAACUGCCAUCGCCACCUUCGUGACUGCCUUUGUGGUUGCAUACAUCAAGUAUGCCCCCCUGGCUGGCAUCUGUACUUCAACUAUGGUCGCGCUGGUCGUGAUCAUGGGCGGAGGCUCGAGACUGAUCAUCAAGUACGGCAAGCUUUCCCUGGAAAGCGCCGGUGCCGGUGGAACUGUGGCGGAGGAAGUCAUCAGCUCUAUCCGCAAUGCGACCGCAUUCGGUACCCAGGACAAGCUCGCGAAGCAGUACGAGUCUCACUUGCUUCGCGCAGAGCGCUGGGGCAUGCGCCUGCAAAUGAGUCUCGCCGUCAUGGUCGGUAUCAUGUUUGGACUCAUGUUCAUGAACUACGGCCUCGGAUUCUGGAUGGGCUCCCGAUUCCUGGUGGAAGGUAAGGUGGAUGUCGGACACGUUUUGACCAUUCUUAUGGCUAUUCUUAUCGGAUCUUUCUCCUUGGGCAAUGUCAGCCCGAACGCCUCGGCAUUUACCAAUGCUGUGGCUGCCGCUACCAAAAUCUUUGCGACUAUCGACCGUGUAUCCCCGCUAGACCCUACUUCUGAUGAAGGCAUCAUCCUUGACCACGUCGAGGGUCACAUCGAGUUCCGCAAUGUGAAGCACAUCUAUCCCUCCCGCCCCGAAGUUACAGUUAUGAAGGACGUUUCCCUCGCCAUUCCUGCUGGUAAGGCUACCGCAUUGGUCGGCCCUUCUGGCUCUGGCAAGAGUACUGUCGUUGGUCUUGUCGAGCGGUUCUAUCUUCCAGUCGGCGGCCAAGUCUUCUUGGACGGCCACGACAUCCAGACUCUCAACCUGCGAUGGCUACGCCAGCAGAUCUCGCUGGUCAGCCAAGAACCUGUUCUGUUUGGUACAACCAUCUAUCAAAACAUUCGCCACGGUCUUAUUGGAACACGCUUCGAGCAUGAGUCUGAGGAAAAGAUCAAGGAGCUCGUUGAGAAUGCCGCCAAGAUGGCCAACGCCCACGACUUCGUUACUGCUCUUCCGGAAGGUUAUGAAACCAACGUCGGCCAGCGUGGAUUCUUGCUAUCUGGAGGCCAGAAGCAACGUAUUGCUAUCGCUCGUGCUAUGGUCAGCGACCCCAAGAUUCUGCUUCUGGAUGAAGCCACUUCCGCCCUGGAUACCAAGUCCGAGGGUGUCGUCCAGGCAGCGCUUGAUCGCGCUGCUGAGGGCCGCACCACCAUUGUCAUUGCCCAUCGUCUGUCCACUAUCAAGUCUGCGCACAACAUUGUUGUCUUCGUCAAUGGCUCCAUUGUGGAGCAGGGUUCCCACGCCCAACUGACUGAGCAUGAUGGUCCUUACUACAAGCUCGUCGAGGCCCAGCGCAUCAACGAGGAGAAGGACGCAGACGCUUUGGACGUGGAUGAGGAUGAGGAUGACAUCGAGAACAUGACCAAAUCUCACAUCGCACGUGUCAAGUCAAUUGGUAGCGGCUCGACCGGUAUGAAGGAUGAGGCCGAAACAUUCCAGGACGCCAUGCAUCGCCAGGAGUCUCGCAAGUCCGUGUCUAGUGUUAUUCUCUCGCAGAAGGCUGCUGAAGGCCGCAACAAGUACUCACUUUUGACUCUGAUCAAGUUUAUCGGCUCGUUCAACAAGGAAGAGCGGUGGUUCAUGGCCAUCGGUCUUUGCUUCUCGAUGCUCGCCGGUUGUGGUCAACCCACUCAAGCUUUCUUGUAUGCCAAAGCUAUCAGCUCACUUUCCUUGCCCAAAAGCCAGUAUGACAAGCUGAGAUCGGAUGCCAACUUUUGGUCACUGAUGUUUUUCAUUGUCGGUAUUGUUCAAAUCAUCACUUUCUCGGUCCACGGUAUCGCCUUCGCGUUUAGCUCCGAGAGACUUAUCCGCAAGGCCCGUGGAAAUGCCUUCCGCGUCAUGCUCCGACAGGAUAUCAACUUCUUCGAUCGUGAGGAGAAUAGCACCGGCGCUUUGACUUCUUUCCUCUCAACUGAAACCAAGCACUUGGCCGGUAUCAGUGGUCAAACUCUCGGAACAAUUCUCAUGACCUCGACAACUCUCAUCGCUUCAAUUGUGAUCGCCCUUUCUUUCGGAUGGAAACUUGCCCUCGUUUGCAUGUCUGUCAUUCCGAUUCUUCUCGGCUGCGGCUUCUACCGCUUCUACAUGCUUGCCGCGUUCCAGGCACGUUCCAAGGUAGCUUAUGAGGGAUCAGCCAGCUUCGCCUGCGAGGCUACAUCUGCCAUUCGCACUGUGGCUUCGCUUACCCGUGAGAACGAUGUCUGGGCAUUCUACCAUGCUCAACUCGAUCGCCAGGGCCGCACAAGCUUGAUCUCGGUAUUCAAGUCAUCAUCCUUAUAUGCAGCCUCCCAGGCCUUGGUCUUCUUUUGUGUCGCCCUCGGCUUUUGGUAUGGUGGAACCCUGCUCGGUCACCACGAGUACGACGUCUUCCGCUUCUUCGUCUGCUUCAGUGAAAUCUUGUUCGGUGCCCAAUCCGCUGGCACAGUGUUCUCCUUCUCCCCGGACAUGGGCAAAGCCAAGAACGCCGCCGCCGAGUUCCUUAAGCUGUUCGAGCGUCGGCCUACAAUUGACACAUGGUCUAAAGAGGGCGAGAAUUUGGACCACUGCGAGGGAACCAUCGAGUUCAAGGACGUGCACUUCCGCUAUCCUACCCGUCCCGAGCAGCCAGUGCUCCGCGGUUUGAACCUCACCGUCAAGCCUGGCCAGUACAUCGCGCUGGUCGGACCCAGUGGAUGCGGCAAGUCUACCACCAUUGCCCUUCUCGAGCGUUUCUACGAUGCCCUUUCCGGUGGUGUCUAUAUCGAUGACAAGAACAUCGCCGACCUCAAUGUCAAUUCCUACCGCAGUCACUUGGCGCUGGUCAGCCAGGAGCCCACUCUCUACCAAGGUACCAUCAAGGAGAACAUCCUGCUCGGUAGCCCUAACGAAGACCCCACCGAGGAGGAGUUGAUCCAGGUCUGCAAGGACGCCAACAUCUACGACUUCAUCACGUCGCUCCCCGAUGGCUUUAACACCGUCGUCGGCAGCAAGGGAGGCAUGUUGUCCGGUGGCCAAAAGCAGCGUGUUGCCAUCGCCCGUGCCCUCCUUCGCAACCCCAAGGUCUUGCUUCUGGAUGAAGCCACCUCGGCCCUCGACUCCGAGUCCGAGAAGGUCGUCCAGGCUGCUCUGGACGCUGCUGCUCGCGGUCGUACCACCAUCGCCGUUGCUCAUCGUCUCAGUACCAUCCAAAAGGCCGAUAUCAUCUAUGUCUUCGACCAAGGCAGGAUUGUCGAGAGCGGUACCCACACUGAGCUCUUGCGCAACAAGGGUCGCUACUUCGAGCUGGUCAACCUCCAGUCCCUUGGCAGGGCCGCCUAA